Molecule: messenger RNA, 1767 nt
Organism: Morus notabilis
Lineage: Eukaryota; Viridiplantae; Streptophyta; Magnoliopsida; Rosales; Moraceae
Exons: 3
Coding region: 1-1767 (588 amino acids)
Biological process (GO): DNA integration
Molecular function (GO): RNA-DNA hybrid ribonuclease activity; nucleic acid binding
Source: RefSeq, a predicted model, not a curated record
AUGAACCCCGAGAGGUAUGAGGCGCUAAAAGAAGAGGUCGACAAGCUGAUCAAUAAUGGCUUCAUCAGGGAGUCUCAUUACCCUCGUUGGGUAUCAAACCCCGUUCUAGUAAUCAAGCCCAACGGGAAUUGGAGGACAUGCGUCGACUUCAGCGAUCUCAACAAAGCUUGCCCAAAGGAUGGCUUUCCAUUCCCUCGCAUAGACCAGUUGGUCGACGCCACGGCGGGACAUGAGAUGCUGAGCUUUAUGGACGCUUACUCCGGAUACAACCAGAUCCCCAUGCAUCCAGCCGACGAGGAGCACACAUCCUUCAUAACCGACAGGGGCCUCUACUGCUACAAGGGCCAGCCAUCACGGCAAACAUCUAGGGAAAAUGUUUGGCCAGCUCCCGCCGCAUCUGGAGAAGACGAGGUUACAAAAUGGAAGCUCUAUGUGGAUGGGGCGUCGAGUGAAAAUGGGUCAGGAGCUGGCGUCCUGUUAAUCAGCCCCGAAUGUCACAAAAUUACCUCGGCGGUCCGAUUUAAAUUCAAGGCAUCAAACAAAGAUGCAGAAUAUGAAGCACUAAUUGCCGGACUACGGUUAGCCAGCCACCUAAAAAUUGAAAGGCUCAGCGUCUUCAGCGAUUCUCAAUUGGUCGUCGCGCAAGUAAAGGAAGAAUACCAAGCGCGCGGUGAGAAGAUGGGAGCGUACUUGAGAAAGGUAAAAGAAGAAUUCGUUAAGUUCAAGAAUUAUGAGAUACUCCAGAUACCACGAACCGAAAAUGUAAACGCCGACGCUCUGACAAAGCUAGCAUUUUCUAGAGAAUCCGACACACUGGGGGUCGUUCCCAUCGAGGAAUUGGAGCGACCAACUAUAGAAGAAAAGGUUAAGGCAUUAAUUGUCCGAGUAGGUGAAAGUUGGAUGACUCCCCUCAUCCAAUACCUAAUGGAUGCACAAUUGCCAAACGAUAAAGACGAAGCCAGACGGAUCAGGGAUAGAGCUGCUAGGUACUUAUUGUAUGACGGCUUGCUCUACCGACGAGGCUACUCAACCCUACUACAGCGGUGCUUGGAUGAGGCCGAAGCACAGAAGGUCCUCCACGAAAUCCAUGAAGGGAUCUGCGGUAACCACACUGGGGGGCAAUCUUUGGCCCUGAAGGUUUUACGGCAAGGAUACUAUUGGCCCACGCUAAAAAAGGACGCUUUUCAAUACGCCCGACGUUGCGAUAAAUGCCAAAGGUAUGCCACAAUUCCUAGAGCGCCCCUAGAACAUUUGACAUCCAUUCUCAGUCCUUGGCCCUUCGCCAAAUGGGGGGUUGACCUGAUCGGGCUAUUACAUCUUGCACCCGGAGGAUUUAAGUUUGCAAUCGUUGCGGUGGACUACUACACAAAGUGGACAGAGGCAAAGGCCCUAGCUACAACCACGGAAGCGGCCUGCACCAAAUUCAUGUGGGACUACAUUGUAUGCAGGUUCGGGGUUCUCCACUCAAUAGUAUCCGACAACGGAAAGCAGUUCGACAACGCCUCAACACGCAGAUUCUGCGAUGGCUUAGGUUUCCAGAAAGAUUUUUCAGCGCCGAUCCAUCCACAAUCAAAUGGACAAGUCGAGGCGGUCAAUAAGAUAUUAAAAUAUACCCUCAAGAAGAAACUCGACGAUCUGAAAGGGAAAUGGGCUGAGGAACUUCCCAAGGUCUUGUGGGCAUACAGAACGAUGAGCCAAACUACUACGGGGGAGACACCCUUCUCCAUGGCAUAUGGCGUCAAAGCAGUGCUCCCCAUAGAAAUCUAA